Messenger RNA from Miscanthus lutarioriparius, 747 nucleotides. Lineage: Eukaryota; Viridiplantae; Streptophyta; Magnoliopsida; Poales; Poaceae. The record is from the annotation of a GenBank genome assembly.
AUGGGGUGGUGCAUGGUGGAAUACGACUUCGUCGCCGCCGACAAGAAACAAGACGAAGCCGCCGCCGACAGCAGCAACUACGUGCUUUGCAAGGUGUACCGCUCGCCUCGCGCGAAAGGGAAGUCGGCGCCGGUAUCGGCGUCCUCCUCUAGCAAGAAGUCCUCGUCCAAGCAGACGGCCAAGAAGAGGAAGGCCGGCGGCGGUGAGCACCCCGAGGCGCCGCCGGCCAAGUCGAUCCAGCAGCAAGAACAGGUGCAGCAGGAUACUACCGCCUGCUAUCAGCCACAAGGCGUGGAGUCGGAGCACGGCGGCGACUUCAACUUCAACAUCGAGGACAUAAACUUCUACGUCGACGAGAGCAUGCUGCGAGACAAGCCAGAGCAGGGACUGCAGCAGCCAAUCGCCGAGCCGGAGACUGCCGUGCAACGACAGUCUGAGCACGAAGAGUUCACCGUGGAGUGGUUAUUGCGAGGUGAGCCGCAGCAGCCGAUCGUCGAGCCGCCGCCGGGGCAUGGCGGCGAGUUCAUCCAGAUGCCGUGCGGUCUGUUGGUGCCCGUGGUGGCGGAAGCCACCGUCGACGAUAUGCUCGGGCUCGGCCCGGAGACAAUGUACGGCCAGUGGAGCGGUGGCAUGACAACAGCAACCAGCAUACCAUGGAGCAGCUACGCGCCGACGACGUUGUACACAGGAUGCAGCAGCCUUCUUCAAGGAUCUGAUCCCCUCCAGCUUCCAUAUCUGACGUGUUGA